AUGGUUUCCAAACCUAACGAUUCUCCUCUAAUUCUCCAUCAAAAAUUAGUUGAAGAGCCGGCGGAUGAUGCUGUUGGAGCCUUGUCCCCCAAGAUAAAUCAGUUGAAAAAGCAAAUCCAGGCAGAGAGAAUUGAGUUCAUUGCUGAAAAACUUCAGAGGAACCAGAAGAAGCUGCAAUGCCACAUUUCAGGAAUAAUGGUAGCAAUAUCAACCAGGGACUCCUCACAGGCGGAAGAAAACAAGACAUGUCCAAUUCUUUCUUCAAGAAUGGACCAUCCUUCAUGUAAGUUCGACGGUUUUAUCAAUGUUUCAGGAGACAAAGACCACAGCAAUCAAGACAUAUCAUCUGUUACAAGCAUCAAGAUUCCGCGUAUUGAAAGAUUGCCACCAUAUACAUCGUGGAUAUUUUUGGAUAGGAAUCAGAGAAUGGCUGAAGAUCAGUCAGUCGUUGGAAGAAGACGGAUCUACUAUGAUCAACGUGGAAGUGAGGCAUUGAUAUGUAGUGACAGCGAGGAAGAAUUAACAGAACCUGAGGAAGUAAAACAUGAAUUUUCUGAGGCUGAAGACCGAAUUUUAUGGAUGGCAUUUGAGGAACAUGGGUUAAAUGAGGAGGUAUUGAAUGUUGUUUGCAAGCAUGUUGGGGGAACCAGUUUAGAAGUCCAGGAGAGGUACAAAAGUAUCAGGGAAAAUACUACUGGUAGGUUGGGCCAGCAUUCAAAAAGCUUAGGAGAAUAUGACUCUCCUAUGAGCAUGUAUCUAGAGAAAACCCUGAGUGAUGCACUAGAUUCUCUUGAUAACCUUUUUUGUCGCCGGUGCCUGAUUUUCGACUGUCGGCUGCAUGGCUGUUCUCAACCUUUGAUAUGUCCGAGUGAAAAGCAAACAGUUUGGUCUGAGCCUGAAGGUAAUAGGAAACCAUGCGGUGAUCAGUGUUACCUCCAGCAGUUCAAUGUCGUAAAAAAUAUGCCAAAAGAUACAACUCCUGGAUCUUUUCGGGAUAAGAAAAUUACAAUUGUAGAGGAAACAAAUGGGAUAAUGUCACCGCCGUCCACUGUCGAAGAACCUGACAAUCAGAGUACUAAACUUUCGACAAGAAUUGAUUGCCAUGGAUAUCUUAAUUUAAAUGACCAUGUCUCACAAAAUUUAGAGAAACGGAAAGUCACAAAUCAGUCAGACUCAAGAUUGCCUCCUGAUUCUCAGAAUUCUAGUAAAAAGCUAAAAAGAGUCUCAGAUGAUGUAGUUACUGUAGUUAAUGAUAAUAGCAAGAACCUAAACUUGGGUACAUGUGAUGAAAAUAAACAUAUAAAUACUUGUGCAAUUUUGGGCAAAUCGAUUGAACACGCUUCGAAUAAACUAAUAGUUCCUUCUAGCACUUGCCACAGUGAGAGUGACAAAGGUGUUGUGAAUGGAUCCAAAGUUGUCACAAAUGAGACAGAACUUAAAAAGCCGUUGAAUUCAAUGGAAGAACAGGUUGAUGAAAUGCCAGGUUUCUCAGAUUGGAAACCUCUAGAGAAAGAGUUAUACUUGAAGGGAGUAGAAAUGUUUGGCAGAAACAGUUGCCUCAUAGCUCGGAACUUACUUUCUGGUUUGAAGACUUGUAUGGAGAUAUCUAGUUACAUGCAUGAUCGAGGAGUAUCAAUGCCCCACAGAUCCAUCUCUACAGCUAAUUCAAUCAUGGAUGACAAGGGAAAAUUUGACACAGAGUGCACAGACCAAGACAUGCCAUCUAGGUCACGGUUGCUUAGAAAACGAGGCAAAACAAGGAAGUUUAAAUAUUCUUGGAAGUCUGCUGGUCACCCAACAACAUGGAAAAGAAUUGCUGAUGGGAAAAACCAAUCUUGCAAGCAGUAUACGCCUUGUGAAUGUCAGUCAAUGUGUGGAAAGGAUUGUUCUUGUGUUAAUGGUGGGACAUGCUGUGAAAAAUAUUGUGGUUGUUCGAAGAGCUGCAAAAAUCGGUUUAGAGGAUGCCAUUGUGCCAAGAGUCAAUGCAGAAGUCGACAAUGUCCAUGCUUUGCUGCUGGACGUGAAUGUGAUCCAGACGUCUGUCGAAACUGUUGGGUUAGCUGUGGGGAUGGCACAUUGGGGGAGCCACCACGGCGUGGAGAAGGUCAAUGUGGAAAUAUGAGACUUCUUUUAAGGCAACAGCAGAGGAUUCUCUUGGGGAAGUCUGAUGUUGCAGGAUGGGGAGCCUUCUUGAAGAAUCCUGUUAACAAAAAUGAUUACCUAGGAGAGUACACAGGUGAAUUGAUCUCACACAGAGAAGCUGAUAAGCGUGGAAAAAUAUAUGAUCGUGCAAAUUCAUCUUUCCUUUUCGAUUUGAAUGAGCAGUUUGUUCUUGAUGCUUAUCGGAAAGGAGACAAACUGAAAUUUGCUAACCACUCAUCAAAUCCCAACUGCCAUGCAAAGGUGAUUUUGGUUGCUGGAGAUCAUCGGGUUGGCAUAUUCGCCAAGGAACACAUUGAUGCUAGUGAGGAGCUCUUCUAUGAUUAUCGCUAUGGUCCAGAUCAAGCACCUCCAUGGGCUCGUAAACCCGAGGGUUCCAAAAGAGAUGAAUCAGAAGGUAGGGCGAAGAAACAUCAAUCCCAUUGA
This is a messenger RNA of Lathyrus sativus (Indian pea), 2586 nucleotides long. The record is from the annotation of a GenBank genome assembly. NCBI's taxonomy places the organism in Eukaryota, Viridiplantae, Streptophyta, Magnoliopsida, Fabales, Fabaceae.